Molecule: messenger RNA, 1807 nt
Organism: Drosophila kikkawai
Lineage: Eukaryota; Metazoa; Arthropoda; Insecta; Diptera; Drosophilidae
Gene: Rac2
Product: Rac2
Biological process (GO): engulfment of apoptotic cell; regulation of cell shape; small GTPase-mediated signal transduction
Cellular component (GO): cell projection; cytoskeleton; cytoplasmic vesicle
Molecular function (GO): GTPase activity; GTP binding; protein kinase binding
Source: RefSeq, a predicted model, not a curated record
UAUCAGAAAUUUUCUUCAAUCGCCGCUAAGAUUUCACAGCGUUUGGGCGUGUUUCUCUGUUGUAUCUGAAUAUAUGCGGGCUUCAAUCAAUUCAUAAAUAAUAAUAAUAAUAACUCAACAGCAAACCGAAGCCGUAACAGUUCUGCCUUUAAUUAAGUUUAUUAAUUGAACCAAAAAAUUAUCGCGAUAAACUAAACUCCAAUUGCAAUAUUCGCAUCGCUCCAACCGUGUGUCUGUUUGUGUGGGCAGCAUUUGUAUUAGUGCGUGAGCAAAAUUAUUGUAUAAUCGCCAAAAAGAAAAAGAAAAAAGAAACAGAAAUAAUAAAAGCAAAAACGCCAACGCGAGAAUAAAAAGCAACAAAAUCCGAAAAACUUGUUGAGCUAGUGAAUUUAGUUGAAAAACGCCACUGAAAAUAUCGACAACAAGGGAAACUAGUGCGGACUGCUGGAAAACUUGUUGAGUUGUCUGUAAAUUACGGAAACACUGUAUUCAGCGAUUACUGGAAUACCAAACUGAUAGAUUACUGUCAAGUGAACUAUAAAAUUAUAAAACCCCUCCAAAAAGCGUAUCUCUCGUCACCGCUGAAUUCCCUGACUACCAGAGAACUACCUACUUCGUCAUGCAGGCCAUCAAGUGCGUGGUUGUGGGCGACGGAGCGGUGGGUAAGACCUGCCUGCUGAUCAGCUAUACGACCAACGCCUUUCCGGGGGAAUAUAUCCCCACUGUAUUCGAUAACUACUCCGCCAACGUGAUGGUGGACGCCAAGCCCAUCAAUCUGGGACUUUGGGAUACGGCUGGACAGGAGGACUACGAUCGCCUGAGGCCGCUGUCGUAUCCCCAAACGGAUGUCUUCCUCAUCUGCUUCUCCCUAGUGAAUCCCGCCUCCUUUGAGAACGUGCGGGCCAAAUGGUUUCCCGAGGUGCGUCACCACUGUCCCAGUGUCCCGAUCAUCCUCGUCGGCACCAAGCUGGAUCUGCGCGAUGACAAGCAGACAAUCGAAAAACUGAAGGAAAAGAAGCUCACACCGAUCACGUAUCCGCAAGGACUUGCAAUGGCCAAGGAAAUAGCAGCAGUCAAAUAUCUGGAGUGCUCGGCCCUAACGCAAAAGGGCCUGAAGACGGUCUUCGAUGAGGCCAUCCGGUCGGUGCUGUGUCCGGUGAUCCGCACCCGUCCCCGCCACAAGUGUGAGCUGCUCUAAGAUUCGACCCCAACAAAAAAUAAUUGACACAAAAAAGUAUACAAAAACAAAAAUUAAGAAGAGAACUAACACGCUGGAGAACAAAGCGCAAAAAUUCUGUGCAAAAUUUUCAUAUUCAUUCGCUUUGUGUUGGGCUUACAGUUACAGUGUGAGUGUGAGUGUGAGUGUGAUUGCAAGUGUGUGCGAGAGCCAAAUGAGUAGUGUGUGUGAGUGAUGGAAUGAGUGUGUGAAUGAGCGAGCGUAUUUUUGUUUUUAUUGUCAGCUUUAUGCGGGGGAGCAGCUCAGCAGCCACAAAAAAAAAACAAAAGCAAGAACAUCAUCAACGGCAAUCAGCGAGUGCAUCCAAGGGUGGAGCAAGAGGGGGGUUCGCAAGGGGGUCUCCGGGGGGGUCAGAACACGCAUAAGCAAACAUUUUUAUCUAUAUAUAAGAUGAUGUGUGCAUACACGGCAAUAUAUUUAUAAUGUUAAACUUCUUUAAUUUGAAAGGAAAUGCCAGAGAUGAAAUGAUCAUUUUUGUUCAACUUAAAUUUAUUUUUUUUACUGAAAAAGAAAUGGUUAAAAUAAAAUAGAAUCAUUUUUAUAUGCAAAAAUAUUUUUUAUUUUAAUAUU